UGAGUAACAUUUUGGAAAAUAUGUACUUUUUAAGUAAAAUUAAAAGUGUGUACUUUUACUCUUACUUGAGUAAAUUUCUAAUAGAAAAUCUGUACUUUUACUUCGUUACAUUGCGUGACGUUCCUUCGUUCCUUCAUUUUAAAAUAUGCUUUUUAAAACGCGUUGUUUAUUUCAAGGUUGUCGUCUCUUUUUACGGGCAUUCCCGAGUGAUCGAUUCUUUUGAGUCGAUUCUUUUGAAAGCAUUAAUUGAACAAUGGGCAAAACCAUUUGAAUAGGCUAAUGAAUCAGUUCAAAUGAUUUGUUCAGUUCGCAGCACGAUCUGAAUCAUCUGAAGCAGGAUUACUCACUCCUCGUAGCGCGAAACUUAAGAACACGCAGAACACAAAGAGCGUUGGAUGAAGUGGAUAUUAAUCUAUACAUAUCUAUACAAUCAAAACUGCAAAUGUGUCAUAUUGUUUGCCAGCAAUGAUAAAUGCCCUCCAUUUGCGCGCACCCGCACGACCUGUUCGUCAGACACAGCAACAUGCGCGUUACCUGUCAGACACAGAGACGUGGGCUUGCAGAAAUAUACAUUUGAAGAACAGAAGGAAGAAAACUUGUUGAUGGGCGUGUGGUUCACUGUUUACUGUUUGUUUACAACAUGAAAAGAACUUUGUGCGGGUUUCUACAGUCAGAAAGCACAUGACAGGCUUGACAGUUAUUGUCCAUUUCCACAGAUACAUCCUCAGACAAGGAGGAGCUGUGGAAAAGUCCUACUGCACGAUAAUUAGGUGACGUCAUCGGGGAGGAUAUAAAAAGGCUUUGACGCAGCAAUGGCGUCUCUCUCGGUUCUCCAUUCCCAUUGCUCUCGUGGAGGUCUCUCCCAGCGCCUCUUUGGAUUAUUUUUGUUUUGUUUUAUUAUGCUUGGAUUUUCGGUAAUAACUUCGUUUUCUUUUUAACUUAGCAGCAGCGGGUAAAGUAUUUAUUUUUAGGUCACGUUUUGUUUAUUUAGUUAGAGCUGAGCUAGGGAAGCAGUUGCCCGGAAGACUCACCUGGUUGAUAUUCUUUUUUCGGAAGCCAGGCAGGCCAUGUAUGCAGUUAUUACUUUGCAAGAUUCUAAGGAAGUGAUGGUGGCAGCAUCAAAUUGGUUGAGCCUAUACAAGACAAAAUGUCACUGGCUCCCAUUCAGAUCACCAGAGAAGUUUACAGAAGCUGUUAGAAACAGACUUGAGCCUUUAGCAGAAUGGGAGAUGUUAAAUAUUCAAUGUCAUGGAGAAUAUGGUAACACUCAAGAUAUUUGAAUAUUUGUAGCAAAACAAGCGGGCAAACAAGGAACACCUGAGAAUAAGUAAGACUGAACAAAUAAUCAAAGAAACUACAAAGAACUACAAAAUGACAUGGGGAAACAGGAACUCUGGAAAACAAACUAAGUCCAAAAGACAGGGUAACAGACUGAAUCGUGACAGAGCCCACCCCUUAAGAGCAGCUUCAAGACACUCACAAAAGGUGAAGUGGAGGCGGAACAGGGGGAGGGAUGGAGGGCCAGGCCCAUGAAGGGGAACAGUACCUGGGCCGUGGAGCAGAGGCGGAAGCCUGGGCCGUGGUGCAGAGGCGGAAGCCUGGGCGAGGCGGCCAUCUUGACAGCGGGCUCAGGCUUGGCGGCCAUCUUGGCAGCAGGCUCUGGACUGGCGGCCAUCUUGGCAGCAGGCUCUGGACUGGCGGCCAUCUUGCGAGCGGGCUCUGGACUGGCGGCCAUCUUGCGAACAAGUUCUUCCUCAUCUACUUCUCUCACAUUGAAGGAGGAACCACCCAGUAACAGGGCCUGCUCCACAAAAUUUAGAAAGCAUCCUUGAGGAUGAAUGCUGGGAAGUUGAGUUUUGAUAAGGUCAUUGAGACUGUUACGGUAAAAAAACAUUAGUGACUGGAAAGUCUGUUUGGUGAACAAGAUUCAAAAAGUCCUGUUUGUGCUCCUCAAGGGAGCGGUAGCCCUGGCGCAGCAUUAAAAGUCGACCCCCCAGUGGGCAUUCUGCUGCUGGAUCCAUUGCUGGUCAGUCGUUCUGUAACAACAAGUAAUCCAGGCAGGGAAGCAGAUCCACAUGCAGUAGCAGAUUUUAUUAAACAUAAGACAAAGUAACAAAAUAAUAGUUAUGUGACAUUUGCCACCGAGGCUUCAAAGCUUGUAUAAAAAAACGAAGCAUCUCACAGUGAAACCCUGUACCGGAGCUUGAUUCGUUUUGCCAUAACAAUGUGAUCAGUGAGGUCCGAAGCUUCGUUUUCACACAUACAGUACUGACAUGACUGCUUCGUAUUCUGAUUCAAGAAAUUCACGAACCCUCAACCCUUGACUCACGCAGGUCUCGAUUGUCUUUUUCGCUUCAGUAGUGAAUUGGGACUACAACUGUCACCAGGGGCGGAUUAAGCCCCUAGGCUGCUCUUUGGGUGAGGCCCCCCUUAGGUGCCUUUCACGCUUGCAGUUUAGUUUGGAACGGAGCACGGUUUACAUGAAAAGCCGCUAAUGUAAAAGCUGUCACGCGAACUCAGGUGAGCACCAUGGUACCGAACCCUGUGCAUGCGCUUUAGCCAAUUACAAUUUAUUCAUUAAAACACAUGUUAGAAAUGAUAGCGUUGGUAAUUUACCUUGGAUUUGAGCAAGAGUGAGCCUGCAUUGUUUUGCGCGUUGCGAGUGGAAUCAGAGCGGCAAAUGAAUGGUAAUACGACGUUUCCAGAUUUAAAAACAGUCCUGAUAAAUAGUCUGUUUGCAAGCAGCAGAAAGUAGUGGUGGGCGAUACUGUAAAAUUUGGUAUCGAUCCGGGCCAGUAUUGCCGAUAUCGAUACCAAUACUUUUUACUUUUAGAAGCAUUCACUUGAACUUACAUUUACUUUCCUGUAGAUGAAGUGUCAUGAUUUAUCAGAUGAAUGUAUCAUUAAAGGAUUCAUAUUGCACAGCUAAAACAAAUAUUAUUGUUUGUUUUAGAUGUAAUGCAAUGUGUAUACCCGAUUCAAGCUUCAAAAACGCUGUAUUUUCCACAUACCGUGCAUGUUUGUAUCUCCUCUUUGCCCCGCCUCUCUGAAACGCGCAGAUUUUUUACAAAGCUCAUCGCUCUGAAAAGCGAGGUGUGCUAUGAUUGGCCAGUUCACCAGUGCAUAGUGAUUGGUCAAAUACUGCAAGCAUUUCACGGAAAUGUAACGCCUCUUACCAUAUUCGGAACAUCAGGUUCCAAAGCAAUUGUACUGACAGGUGAUACAAUGAGAUUUACAAUUACGCCCACCUUAACUACGUGUAGAUUUGGACGGUCUUAGUCAAAUCAUGUUACGAAGUUACGUAGAUUCGCCAGGGUGUGGUUACACGAGGCGUUUCAGGCAAGUCUGGUUGAGCAUUCGCUUUUAGAUAGAAUGCAUCUUUUGUUCCCACACUUUCAUUUGUGCAAUUUUACGUGUCUAAUACAUGCAUGGGCAACUUAUAACACACCAAAAACACAGAAAAACACGUACUUCCGCCAUAUGACCCCUUCAAAAGAACUCCAGGUAUUAAGACAUAUAUGGCUUAAAAAAAUGAAAAUUAUGUCUCUUAAUGAAAUAUGUAUUAGAAAUCUACAUAUGAUUUGAGAUAUUUAAGAAAUCUGCAUCGUCUUUUGCAUAUUUUUCACUCUGGUCGCAGCCAUUUUUUGCUGACGUCACAUGGUUGCUGCACAGUGAGCACCCUGUAAGUAGAACACAACUCGGAAUAAAAAAUACUGAUACGAUGCCACAUUGUGCUGCUAUUGGGUGUAAUUUUCAGUCGAAGGGCAACUAGACAACCGACAUAAGCCUUCACAGCGAUCCCAGCUACAAGAAAAGGAGAAAACAAUGGGAGCAUAAAUGUGGGCGAACAGAACUUCCCAUAGACCCGCGUCUUUGUUCUCGCCACUUUAGCCCUGAUGACUUUGAGGCUUGUAAUAGACCACAGCUAAUGAAAGAGCUUAAAGGUGGCCGUGGUUAUAAGCGAAGGCUUAAAACGAAUGCUGUACCAUCUAUUUUUCCCCACAAGGAGUGUAAAGCCCUAGGUUAACGAGUGAAGACAAGAAAUGCUAGAUGCUAUGCUGCUAGGAUGGAAACGCUAUGCUGCUAGGAUGGAAACACGAUGCUGCCACCACUGAAGGAGAAAGUUAGAGCUUUUUCGAGGAGGAACCGCACGAUUUGUCAGUUCCCUAUCGAGAGCGGUCUCUCGACAUUGCGGAAGCUUCCUCAUAUGGGAACUCCUCCCUUCUCACCUCUCCUGAAGUCUUAUUGGAUAACGCCAGUGAAACUGGCCAAUUGUCGCGCUCGCAACCAAAUGUAAUUACUGGCGACCCGAGACAGUAUGAAUACAGUGCACAGCGACAAUACCUCAGAAUCUUCUCUUUCACGCUGCCAUCGUUGAUAUCGUCAGAAGCUUCUUCAUCCGAUGGCCGCCUUCUGUUGUCUUUGCGCGGGUCCCAUUGACCCGCAGGAUAUGCACGAACAUUGCAUUGCCUGCCUGGGCCUGGCCCACGCUGAGGCGGCGUUCGGAGAGUCCGAUUGCGCGCACUGUGCUGACCUGCCGGCGCGUGUCUUGAGGACUCACAGGAACGUUGCUUGAGGAUUAUUCGGGUCGAGGCCCACUGCCCACCCAUGCCACGUGGUGGCGGCGGCGACGACGACCCGGCUCAGGGCUGCCGUCCUCUGUCGUCGCCUCGUUCCCCGGUCAUUUUCACUGAGGAGAGCCUUCGUCCCCCUCCCGCCGUUGCGGAUGCCAUUUCCUUCGGCCUCGACGAGGAAGACGACGACUCUAUGUCCAUCUUGGCCUCGGUGAAGGACUGGGCGGAGUCGGAGCAGGACCGCACCGACUCGGAGAGCACCUCAGACCUCCAGGAGGAGUUCGUGAGGGUGCUGGAAAAGGCCGUUAAGGAGCUCGACCUUAGCUGGAGCACCCCGGAGGAGCCAGCUAAAAGUAAGCUCGAUUCCUGGUACAUUCAAGCGGGCCGCCGCCAGGCUGCACCGAAGAGCAGUACUCCUUAAUUCCCUGAUGUGCACGAGCACGUGGUUAAGUCGUGGACGGCCCCUCAAUCGGCGUGAGUCCACGCUGCCACACAGGCUAUGUUCGCCCACGUGGACGGGGCGGAGGCCCACGGCUAUACCCGCAUGCCGCCCGUGGAGGAGACCCUCGCUGCACAUCUGUGCCCCUCCUCCUCUUCGCUGAGCGCGGGACAAGGUCUGCCGUCGAAGCCGUGCAGGUUUACCGCCCACCUCGCUGACAAGGCGUACACCUCCGCCGGGGAAGCAGCCUCUGCGCUGCACUCGAUGGCGGUUCUACAGGUCUUUCAGGCGAAGAUCCUGCAGGCGCUGGAUGGGGGGCGCCUUGGAUGCAGACGCUGUGAAGGACCUGAGGGCAGCGACGGACUUCGCGCUGAUGACGACGAAGCGCACCGCACAGGCUAUCGGCAGGUCGAUGGGCUUCAUGGUCGUCCUUCACCGCCAUUUGUGGCUGACGCUGGCGGACCUCAAGGACGCUGACCAGAAGUCACUGCUCAACGCUCCCAUUACUCCCUCUGGUCUCUUCAGGGAUGUCGUGGAGUCGGAACGCUUCGCGGAGGCGCAGAAGCACGCAAAAGCCACGAGCCACGUGCUUCCUCACCGUUCGUUGCAGCCGGCGCCGAGAGCGAGAGCCUCGUCUGCUUCACGCUCUUCCCACAGGCUGGCUAAGUAGGCUUCGGCUCCCCGAGACCCUGGGCCGGACGUCCGGCCUAAGCAGUGGUCUGCCCCAGCUAGGAAGAAGUACGGGCAGAAGAGAGGACAUCGAGGCGAUAGCGGAUCGUCUUCGGCUGCCAAGCCGCCUUCCUGACGGGUCUGCAGAGAGGGGGGCGAGUUCGUGAGCGGACCGGUGCUCAAGCGGCGCCGUUUGCAUCUUGUUUCCCCCACUGUUGCGGGCGAUUGUUGCAAUGCUCAUAAUGUUGUGUGUGUAAAUGUAUUAAAAGCACUUACCUCCUCACAAAAGGAGCUCUCUCCCCUUCACUCACACCACACUGUGUCCUCUGCCCUGCCACGGUGCAGCGCGAAGCCACAGUUAGAAUACGCUAUAACCGGCAUCCCCUCACCCACGGUAUCUCCUGGAGCCUCACGCGCUUCACAUUCCCCCGCCAGUGCAAUUAGCCUCGCGAGGGCAGAGCGCGUCUCCGGAAUAUCAGCAAGCUGUAUCGCCCGAGGUAAUUUGGCCACUAUGCAUGUUUCUGAAUGCGUGGAAAGCCAUUCCGGGUAUCUCUCCGUGGCUGCUAAAUGUGAUAGAACACGGGUAUUCCCUUCAGUUCAGACGCAGGCCCCCCGGCUUCAGCGGAGUUGUCUUGUCACUCACAUUGCCGUGCAACGCUCCGGUGCUGAGACAGGAGAUUCACAGCCUGCUCAGAAAAAGAGCGAUAGAGCGGGUUCCUCCAAGUGAGGUAGAGUGCGGUGUUUCUACAGCCGGUAUUUUGUGGUGCCCAAGAGAGAUGGCGGACUCCGUCCUAUUUUGGAUUUGAGACCGAUCAACCGAGCGCUUCACAAGAGGGCGUUCAGAAUGAUUACGCUAAAUCAGAUCCUGGCGCAAGUUCGUCCCGGGGACUGGUUUGCGUCCGUGGAUCUGAAGGAUGCAUAUUUUCACGUUCAGAUACACUGCGUUCCAAAUUAUUAUGCAAAUUGGAUUUAAGUGUCGUAAACAUUUAAUUUUAUAUUGUUCAAUUAAACUUAUGGAUGGUAUUGUGUCUCAGUGCUCUUUGGAUCACUGAAAUCAAUCUCAGACACCUGUGAUAAGUAGUUUGCCAGGUGAGCCCAAUUAAAGGAAAACUACUUAAGAAGGACGUUCCACAUUAUUAAGCAGGCCACAGGUUUCAAGCAAUAUGGGAAAGAAAAAGGAUCUGUCUGCUGCCGAAAAGCGUCAAAUAGUGCAAUGUCUUGGACAAGGUAUGAAAACAUUAGAUAUUUCACGAAAACUUAAGCGAGAUCAUCGUACUGUGAAGAGAUUUGUGGCUGAUUCAGAGCACAGAAGGGUUCGUGCAGAUAAAGGCAGAAUGAGGAAGGUUUCUUCCAGACAAAUUCAUCGGAUUAAGAGAGCAGCUGCAAAAAUGCCAUUGCAAAGCAGCAAACAGGUAUUUGAAGCUGCUGGUGCCUCGGGAGUCCCGAAAACCUCAAGGUGUAGGAUCCUCCAGAUGCUUGCAGUUGUGCAUAAACCUACUAUUCGGCCACCCCUAACCAAUGCUCACAAGCAGAAACGGUUGCAGUGGGCCCACACAUACAUGAAGACUAAUUUUCAAACAGUCUUGUUUACUGAUGAGUGCCGUGCAACCCUGGAUGGUCCAGAUGGAUGGAGUAGUGGAUGGUUGGUGGAUGGCCACCAUGUCCCAACAAGGCUGCGACGUCAGCAAGGAGGUGGCGGAGUCAUGUUUUGGGCUGGAAUCAUGGGGAGACAGCUGGUGGGCCCCUUUAGGGUCCCUGAAGGUGUGAAAAUGAACUCUGCAAGGUAUGUAGAGUUUCUGACUGAGCACUUUCUUCCAUGGUACAAAAAGAAGAACCAUGCCUUCCGUAGCAAAAUCAUCUUCAUGCAUGACAAUGCACCAUCUCAUGCUGCAAAGAAUACCUCUGUGUCAUUGGCUGCUAUGGGCAUAAAAGGAGAGAAACUCAUGGUGUGGCCACCAUCCUCCCCUGACCUCAACCCUAUUGAGAACCUUUGGAGCAUCCUCAAGCGAAAGAUCUAUGAUGGUGGGAGGCAGUUAGCAUCAAAACAGCAGCUCUGGGAGGCUAUUCUGACAUCCUGCAAAGAAAUUCAAUCAGAAACUAUCCAAAAACUCACAAGUUCAAUGGAUGCAAGAAUUGUGAAGGUGAUAUCAAAGAAGGGGUCCUAUGUUAACAUGUAACUUGCCCUGUUAGGAUGUUUUUGAUUGAAAUAGCUUUUGAUUUCAGUAAAUAUGACCUCCUAAUGCUGCAAAUUCAACAAAUGACCAUUUUCAGUUUUUUACAACCUAUGAAAUGUUUUCAAACUCUGUUGUGCAUAAUAAUUUGGAACAGUGCAUUUUGAGUUUUUCAUUUUUUAAAUAAAUACUGUUGUCAGUGGGAGGUUUGUUCAAUAAAAUUCCAAAUGUACCCUAACUGUUUAUUACUUGAAAAUUAUACUGACUGUCAUUUGCAUCGACAAAUUAGGAAAACCAGAGAAAGAUAUCAUUUGCAUAAUAAUUUGGAACGCAGUGUAGCUCAGAGGCACCGGCGCUUCCUGCGGUUCGCGUUCGACGGAGCGGCGUUCCAGUUUGCUGUGCUGCCGUUCGGACUGGCAUUGGCUCCACGCACGUUCUCGAAAUGCGUGGACGCAGCGCUUUCCCCUCUCAGAGCGAGUGAUAUGCGCAUUCUAAACUAUCUGGACGACUGGCUGCUUCUAGCCCAUUCACGAGAUGUGCUUGUCAGUCAUACGCAGACGCUGCUUCGUCACUUGUCAUCCCUGGGGCUGCGGGUGAACGUGCCGAAGAGCAAGCUUCUGCCGAGUCGGUCCAUAACAUAUCUAGGGGUAUGUUUCGACUCAGUGGAGAUGCGUGCCCGCCUCUCUCAGGAGCACUUGGAGUCCAUCUCUGCCGCACUGCGCGCCUUCAGCCUGGACCGGUCUGUUCCGCUGAGGGUAUUUCAGAGACUUCUGGGACUGAUGGCGUCAGCAUCACCAGUCUGCCACCUGGGUCUUUUGCACAUGCGUCCUUCUGCAGCUGUGGCUAAAGACUCAAGUUCCUGGAGAGCAUGGUCCUCGGGUCGUGCGCGCGUGCGGAUAACUCACAGAUGCCUCAGCGCUUUGGAACCGUGGCGCGACUUGAGCAUGUUCAGCCAGGGCGUUCCCCUGGGGCUUGUGACAACGCGCACGGUGGUAACGACGGUUGCGUCUUCCUCGGGCUGGGGUGCAGUGUUCGAAGGCAGGCCGGCGUUGGGUCUGUGGUCGCCGUCUCUGAGCAGUUGGCACAUAAAUCGGCUGGAGCUGAUGGCGGUGUUCUUAGCUCUGCAGACUUUUCGGCCUCAGCUGAUGCAGCGUCAUGUACUGAUUCGCACCGACAACACAUUUGUGGUUUCGUACAUCAAUCGCCAAGGAGGGGUCCACUCCAGAGCCCUUUUCGAGUUGGCUGCGAGGCUGCUGCUGUGGGCAGACCAGCACCUGCUUUCCAUCAGGGCAGCACUUAUCCCUGGUCAUUUGAACUGCGGAGCGGAUAUGCUCUCGAGGGGAGGUCUUUCCCAAGGGGAAUGGAGACUUCACCCCGACUCAGUACGGAUGAUCUGGGAUCGCUUCGGGAAGGCGGAGGUGGAUCGGUUUGCGACGAGUGAGAACGCACACUGUCCGCUGUUCUUCUCGCUGCUGCGCUCCCCCAGGGAGACGGACACCCUGACGACGCGCUGGCCGGACACCCGGCUUUACGCUUUUCCUCCGGUGAAGAUUCUGCCCCUUGUGCUGUGCAAGAUCAGAGAGGAGAGAGCAUCGGUGAUCCUCGUUGCUCCGUUUUGGCCGAAUCAGCCGUGGUUCCCGGACCUGAGAGAGUUACUGGUGUCCUCUCCGUGGCGGAUUCCCCUCAGGGGCGACCUGUUAUCUCAGGCGAACGGCUCGAUUUGGCACCCCAACCCGGAUUUGUGGAGCCUCCAUGCCUGGCCGCUUCAGGGGUCUUAGAACCCCUCCCUCAGAGAGUGCUUGACACUAUUGCGGAGUCUCAGGCGCCUUCCACUAGAUGCUUAUAUGCUCUGAAAUGGGAUGUAUUUAAGAAGUGGUGUAUUGAGUGCGGUAUAGACCCGGUGUCAUGACCCGUGUCUGAUGUUUUACGCUUUCUACAAUACAGGAUGGACAAUGGUGGCCUCCCAUCCACGCCGAAGGUUUAUGUGGCUGCUAUCGCCUCGUUUCAUUCCCCGGUUGAUGGGCAAUCGAUCGGUAGGCAUGCAUUGGUUGUCAGAUUUUUGAGAGGAGCUCGGAGGCUGUUUCCCUCGCGAUCUCCUUCAGUAUCCCCGUGGGAUUUGUCUCUGGUGCUGAGGGCUCUCUCUCUGCCCCCAUUCGAGCCGUUGGAAGCUGCUUCUAUAAGGGAGCUCUCUCUUAAAGCCGUUCUCCUUCUCGCUCUUGCUUCGGCAAAACGCAUAGGGGAUUUAUGUGCGCUUUCUAUUGGCGCGGAUUUAAUUUGUUUUGGGGCCGGCGACUGCAGCGUCACUCUACGGCCGAAAGCGGGUUAUGUGCCUAAGUUCCUGUCUACCCCGUUCAGAGAGCAGGUUAUUUCGUUGCCAGCUUUGUCUUCCGAGUCGUCUGCCUCGUGUGAUGCUGACGCUCAGAGGGCUGUGUGUCCGGUUAGGGCUUUGAGGGCUUACAUUCACCGUACGGCCGGGUUUCGGCUGUCUGAUCAGCACUUUGUGUGCUACGGCGGGGGGACUAAAGGUCGGGCUGUCUCUAAACAGAGGCUCUCUCACUGGGUGGUGGACGCUAUCAACCUGGCGUAUGAGAGUCAAGGGCAGGCCUGCCCUUUCGGCGUCAGGGCUCACUCAACUAGGGCUGUUGCCUCUUCGUGGGCUUGGGCUAGAGGCGUUUCUAUUAAGGACAUCUGUUGUGCGGCUGGCUGGUCUUCACAGAACACCUUCACCAGAUUCUACAGGCUGGAUGUAUCCUCCAAAGCCUCGCAUGUCCUCUCGGUGAGUACGGACAGCUCAAUGUUACCUAGUUGCUGAUCUCCUAUAUUGUGCAGUUGUUACCGUGUUACUGUUAACUCUGUGCUUGGUGUUACUGGACUUGCAUUAUAUCUGCCCGGGUUUCCGUGCUGACUUUUACUAUUGUGGUGUCUGCCCUGUCUCAGUGCAGCCCGCUCAUUUCUUUGGCUGAGAUAUGCAAAUCUUGUAGAAGACCGUUCUUGCAGCUCAUUGGUCUGUCUCAGCCAAUCAGCUGCGGGCCCUUCAAGACGACUUCGCGAUUGGUUCAUCUGUGUGCUUAACACUGGUGAAUGUAUGCGGUCGGUGUACGGCUGUCUUGCUACUCUCACGGCGGGAUUGUACACAGUUCCCAUAUGCGGAAGCUUCCGCAAUGUCGAGGGACCGCUCUCGAUAGGGAACGUCUCUGGUUACUGUCGUAACCUCGGUUCCCUGAGAAGCGGGAACGAGACAUUGCGCUAGCCGCCGUGUUCGUCGCGUGUCAGCCUUGGAGGCGUUCUAUCGCAGAUUCUGAGGUAUUGUCGCUGUGCACUGUAUUUACACUGUCUCGGGUCGCCAGUAAUUACAUUCGGUUGCGAGCGCGACAAUUGGCCAGUUUCACUGGCGUUAUCCAAUAAGACUUCAGGAAAGGUGAGAAGGGAGGAGUUCCCAUAUGCGGAAGCUUCCUCAAUGUCUCGUUCCCGCUUCUCAGGGAACCGAAGUUACGACAGUAACCGGAGACGUUUCACUGCUGUCAGUAAGUGUACAGUGUUGUUCAGUUAUGAUUCAUGCAACAACGCAGACGGAUGUUAACAAGUCUGACGCAGCGGUAUAGUACAGUGGUCAGUCAGUGGAUGUUAGCGAGUCAUUUAGUUACAUGUGUGGUUCGAUCCGAAAACGUACCUUGAACAGCUAACGCUACAGCGAAAAAAUUGCAGCUCCUUAAAGCAAACGCUCUCCCUCUCGGUUAGCAUCGGUAAGCAAUAUCCACAAAGACACCAUCCAUUUUGAGCCACUCUCCGAUCUUUUUCGUUUUGAUUAUAUUGAUACUGAAUGUCUUCAGUGUUUCCAUCCUCAGUAAUUUCGCGCUCUGGCUCAAAUAGAAAAGGCUGAACAGAUGACAUUUUUGUAAUAUAGCAGUAUCAUAAUAACGAAGCAUAGAUCAACGCAACCAUUCGACGUCACUUCCCAAAAUGCAUUGCGAUGUCAACAACAAUGGCGGCUUACUACCGCCGAUCUUUUUUACAAUUUUUUUAACGACUAAGCCAUAUUUCUUAUAUUGUACAUGGUAUCAGUAUACGUUGGGGCAACGGUAAUCUAAUAAGGCAUACAAGUCUUAAUACCCGGAGUUCCUUUUCAAUAUGCUAAAUCUGAAUACAUUUUCAUGACCACUAAAAUAUAUUGUGAUUUGUGCUCUUAAUGUGCCUGUAGGAAAAUGAAUCAUGUGCAUGUUAACACAGUACAUAUUUUAAACCAAAUAUAUUUAUUUAUUACUGUAAUAGAAUUUGCAAACAUGAACUUUGCACCAAUUUAUUAAUGGAAAAUAGUCAUAAUAACAGAUUGACAGGGCAGAAAAACAAUAUAUAACAAAAAAAUUCUCCCUAUCCCAGUACUACUUCUCUAACUUUAAAAAAAUCAAAGUGCACAAAAUUAUUACUGAAGUACAAAGAUUUUAAACUUCUUUUCCGUUUUUGUUCAGUGUUAUAUUUAGACACACUAAUUGCACAAAUUAACAUGUCUCCCUUUCAUUACACUUUUUUAAGUGAAUUUAUGAACAAAGUGCACACAAUUGUUUGAAAACAAAGUAAAUAAAGUGCUUAAGUAAUAAAGUACUUUAACUCUCAAUCUUUGGCUUUUUAACCCCAAAGCCCUACUGCCAUACAUCGCAGUGUUUUUAUUCACGGCAGUGAAAUAACUCCACACGAUGCUCCUCUUCUUUCUCCUCUGCUCAAAUAUAUUAAUAUUAACAAGAUGCACCACUGCUGUUACGAUGAAUGGGGAGGAAUGACAGCCUGUGCGCAGGCGCAGAUUUUUAGCGCAAUAUUUUUUAUUUAAGCUUAGCAAACCAAAGUUAUGGUACAUGUUUAACUAUUGAUCGGACAUAUGCUGUUUAGUUGUGCUUUUUGCCAGCAAUUUUAGAAAUAUCUACCUUCCCCCAUUCAAGUAGAUAGGCCUGUGGACUUACGUGCGUGGCCGUAAAUAGCUGCCCAGGCGUUGCAAACAUGGCCGCCGAGUGGCACGACUUGCGUAAACGGACUUUGCUCUGCUUGCGCUUGGCGCUGCUGAGUCAUGUGAUGGCGGACAACAAAAGACAGCAGCGCAGAGAGGAGCAACGUGUGCAAAACUAUAUCUAUAUAAAAAAGGUUUUCUAUAUUAUACAAUUAUUAGCUACAUUAGUGUUGUGUUCUUCUGUGCAUGUUGACCAGUAGGUGGCGGAAGAAGUUUGUGUGAUGUGUAUGUUGAGAAGAGGGGAGUAGAGUAAGAAGUGUUCCAACUGCUGCUGCAUGCGCUGUAUUGUUCUACUACUUGAUUUGAUUAAAAUAAAGUAUUCUUUAUUUUCGUAUGCCUCCUCAUUGCUUCCUACUAAGGACAUAACAAUUAGUAAAUAAAU
Messenger RNA from Triplophysa rosa, 13231 nucleotides. RefSeq lists its product as uncharacterized. The coding region runs from base 8081 to 9631 and encodes 516 amino acids. Lineage: Eukaryota; Metazoa; Chordata; Actinopteri; Cypriniformes; Nemacheilidae. Gene Ontology annotation, molecular function: nucleic acid binding. The record is from RefSeq and is a predicted model, not a curated record. The transcript is spliced from 4 exons.